Molecule: messenger RNA, 1610 nt
Organism: Tachysurus vachellii
Lineage: Eukaryota; Metazoa; Chordata; Actinopteri; Siluriformes; Bagridae
Gene: rhoac
Product: ras homolog gene family, member Ac
Exons: 5
Coding region: 135-716 (193 amino acids)
Biological process (GO): stress fiber assembly; cell migration; small GTPase-mediated signal transduction
Cellular component (GO): dendritic spine; cleavage furrow
Molecular function (GO): GTP binding; GTPase activity
Source: RefSeq, a predicted model, not a curated record
GAGAUUUUCCCUUGUCCGCGUGCACUUUUACAGCGUGGCACUUCCGUUAAAAGGGUGUGACGUCACCGCAUGUGGGCGGGGUUUAAAGUCGGACAGGAAAGUGAGUCGCUAUUUUCUCGCUGUUGAGAGAAACGAUGGCGGCGAUCCGAAAGAAGCUGGUGAUCGUUGGGGACGGUGCUUGUGGAAAGACGUGCUUACUGAUCGUGUUCAGUAAAGACCAGUUCCCUGAGGUUUACGUUCCCACCGUGUUCGAGAAUUACGUCGCCGACAUCGAGGUUGACGGAAAGCAGGUGGAGCUCGCUCUGUGGGACACUGCUGGUCAGGAGGAUUAUGACCGCCUGAGGCCGCUCUCGUACCCAGACACAGACGUCAUCCUCAUGUGUUUCUCUAUAGACAGUCCUGACAGUUUGGAGAAUAUCCCAGAGAAGUGGACGCCAGAAGUGAAGCAUUUCUGUCCGAACGUUCCCAUCAUUCUCGUGGGAAACAAGAAGGACCUGCGUAACGACGAGCACACUCGACGAGAGCUGUCCAAAAUGAAACAGGAGCCUGUAAAACCAGAAGAAGGUCGCGACAUGGCCAACCGCAUCAACGCUUUUGGUUAUUUAGAAUGCUCAGCGAAGACGAAAGACGGCGUAAGGGAAGUGUUUGAAAUGGCCACCAGGGCGGCGCUGCAGGCCAAGAAGCGUGGCAAGAAGACCGGCUGCCUUUUAUUAUAGGCAUCAAACUAAAGGCGGAGGAUCUUUAACUCUGCCACAGUAAAACAGGGAGGGGGCGGGGUUUAACUCCCACGAUUCUGAUACGGCCAAUCGGAGACGGGGAUUUAGAGAAACCGUGAUCCAUGAUAAGGACAUCUGAAGCAGCUUAGCGAUUUGGAUAACGCCAUUAUUUUUGUCAUUAUGAAGCCCAGAAAAGGGCCCUGUUCUAAUAACGGAUUUAAUACACCCUUGUCCACUUUCCCUUGGUUGAGCACACUUUGUUAUCUUAAGGUGACCGCUGCAUCCCCAAUAAGGCAGACGAUGCAAGAAACAACUUUUUUUUUAUAUAACAUUGACUUAUGUGAGUGGUUUAGGACUGGAUGUCUCUACAAUCAUAAUUUUACUCUGCUAGUCCAUCACCCAGUGUGACCGUUACCAUGCUAACUACUUUACAAGCCAAUAAAACACUGUAUUUAAGGGGAAGUGAACAAGGGGGUGAAUAACCCAGUUUUAGAACACAGAGCAGGGUUAUUUUCAGACUUUCCACUGAGCGCUUGAGGUUAGGUUUUUAAAAGGAAUCAGUCAUUAGGAUUUUAAUUUUAUUUUAUCUUUCCUUCUUCACUGGUUUUCAUCCUCCUGUCUUCAGUGACCGCGUUGAACCGACUGUACGUAUGUUUGUAUAUGUGUGUAUAUGAAUGCAUGCGAUUCUUUCUUUGUAAAUGAGUGUAUUUAGGCUGCUUUUUUUUUUCCUUUUAUCUUUUCUUUCCUCUUUUUCCCAUGCCUGGUGCCUUUCAGGAUUCUGGGCUGUACAUUAGUGACCUGAUACAUUUGGCAUUUGGUUUCAUGUUAUUUAAAAACAUACAAUUUUUUUAAACGUCGCAUUUAGAAAAUAAAAUUGAAUGGAAAAGGCAAAAA